Molecule: messenger RNA, 2936 nt
Organism: Bolinopsis microptera
Lineage: Eukaryota; Metazoa; Ctenophora; Tentaculata; Lobata; Bolinopsidae
Product: zinc finger RNA-binding protein-like
Exons: 2
Coding region: 265-2607 (780 amino acids)
Cellular component (GO): precatalytic spliceosome
Molecular function (GO): double-stranded RNA binding; zinc ion binding; single-stranded RNA binding
Source: RefSeq, a predicted model, not a curated record
UAUGGUCAAGCUGUUUUUCAUCUGCAAACUACUAAACUUAUGAAUAUCACAUGCUGGUAUAUUGGGCAUCUUUAAUCUUAAGGGUAACCUGUAAAUAAAAGAACACAUCAAAAUUUCUAUCUAAAGUCAAACGAGUCAGGUAACAGCCUGUUCAAUUGCAGUGAUAAAGUAUGAAUGUUAGUUACCGCAAUGUGUUGAAUUAAAUGUCCAUGCUCUUAUGAAAUCUUUUAUUUGAAGGUAAUCCUUUACUUCUUUAGGUAAUAAAUGAGCUAUUGGGGUAGUAGUAGUGCCGGUGGUACUUAUAGCAAGGCGAAAAACAGCUUAAUACCAGGAUACAAUCCUGCUGGCAGCAGUGCUGCAAACCCAUCAUAUGUCACAUAUAGUACAUCCAAUACUACCUCUACCCCAAAUGUCUCUUACCCUUCAGCUUCGAGCUAUUCUAAACCUGCAGGAAAAGUAACUUACUACACACAAGACUGGAAUCAGAUAAAGCAGGCCCAGUACAAGGCAACUGGGCGCGUGACUACCGGCGGAAGAGGUCGCGGACGUGGAGGCUAUAAUGCUGGAUCUGUGCAGGCUGUUCAUUACUGUGAGAUCUGCAAAAUAACAUGUGGAACAGCUGCAACAUAUAAAGCUCAUCUGGAUGGAUCAAAGCAUUUGAAGAAAGCCGCUAAAGCUGAGCAAGGUGCCGAUGCUGAUCCCAAACUUCCCAAAUCUGGUUUCUACCAGUGUGUUCUCUGUGACAUAACCAGUACUACUAGUGAAGCUUUUCAGGCCCACAUCAAAGGUUCUAAGCAUGAUAAGAAAGUUCAGCUGCACAAGAGACUUGGAAAGCCUAUUCCUGAUAAUAUUACUCCUCUCAACCCUGAAGAAUCAACAAACAAAGCUGAAAAAGUUGGGGAGGAAUUCGUAGAAACCAAAUAUGAUUCCACGACGAAGAGGACCAUAUUUUUCUGUAGCAUGUGCAAUUGCAGCUUUAUGGAUGCCACAGCCAAGGAAUUUCAUAUUCAAGGUCGACGUCACAGACUAGAAUAUAAGAAAAAGUACGAUAAAACUUUGAAGGUGGAUCUGCCAGCCAGCAAGCGACAGAAGAUGGCUCACAAUGCGAGAGGUGGGAGAGGAGGAUAUCGUGGGGGUUCAAAGAGAUCAGACUCUGGUAUGGAGGAUAACGGCUCUUACAAAGAGAUUUGGGAGGCCGAACAGCGACAACUAGAAUCAGAGUGGAGCCAGUACCGGGAGGAAGAGAGAUGGUAUCGCUACAUUGAAGGCAUAAAACGACAAGAGGAGGAGCACCGACAAUGGUACAUACAAGAAAGACAGAGAUGUGAGAGACUGGGAAUAGCUCCACCUCCACCACCCCCUCGCCCCCGUCCUCCACCACCACCACCUGCUCGGGAUAACUCCAGAAAGCUUCUCAACAACCACGAUGCUAACUUGAUCCACACCAAACAUAGCCAGUUGCAGCCUAGUAAAACAGAGAUUGCUGAACUGGAAAAGCUUAUGAAACUGACUGAGGACACUAUAGAACUUAUAUCAGAAGAGCUUGAUGAAGAACACAUGCAAACACCUGAGUAUAAAGCUUGGAAAGCUAAAAAUACUGCAGCAGACGACACUGUUGAAUCAGAACCAGCUCCGGCUCCAGAAGGUGAAGAGUUAGCUCCAGAAGUUGAAAAUUCAGAUCCAGAAGCAACAGAAACAACUGGUGCAGAGACUGAGGAAAAUAUGGAUGCCGAGGAGACCAUCGCUGCGGUCCCAGCCAUAAUUGAAGAUGAUCAUUUGGUCAUCAAAAGCUGUAUCAGAAUUGGGGACCUUCCAAAACAUUCCAUCAUGAAGUCCAAGAUUGAGGGUGUUCUAGCAGUAUUCUGUGUCAAAAAGCCCUCCAUCGAAUUCUUUGAGAAGAUUUUUAUGAAAUUAAAAAUGAAGUUUGCUGAAACAGAAGAUGCUUUAGAUGUUGUGCUGGCUAGUGACAUCUCCCAAGUAACCAUAUUUGUCAAGAGAACUGAACCAGUUGCUGUGGAGGUGAAGAUAAGCAUAACGUCCGCUGUGUUCAGAGAAGAGGAAGUCAACGAGAGCAUUCUAGCUGAAGAGAAAUCCAGCAGAGUUUUAGAAAGAAAGGCUUGUCUCGAUGUCUUAGGCCUGCUUCGUCAAACUAAAUGGUUUGAAUCCCGCAUGUCUGUCAGUCUGAUUGUUGUCCUUCAGCUGCUUAAAGAUCUCAGUAAACGUAUUCCCGCGUGGAGUCCUCUAUCAACUUGGUCACUGGAACUCCUAGUGGAGAGAUGUGCCCGAACUAAGGGUUACUCAAGCCAACCCCCACAGUUCUCUCCUCCAGAGGUCCUGCGGAGAGUCUUUGAGCUCUUUGCUUCAGGAUUCCUGUUGUUGAACAGCCCUGGACUGAACGACCCUUGUGAGAAGGAGUCAGUUGACGUUCUGGCCUACUUGACUAACCAGGAGCGUGAGGAUUUGACCGCCAGUGCGCAGUAUGCUCUCAGACUCAUGGUCUACAACCAACUCUAUAAGAUCCUCGGAAUUGCUCAACCUCCUGCGCUCAAGAACCUGGGUCAAGUUCCUAGGUCAGCUGCACCCAGCAGUUUCAAACAGAAGAGUUGAACUUAUUGAACUUUAUCAGAUUUUGCCAAAAAUUGGCUGCACUUAAAAGCGUUGAACAUAACUGCUUUAAAAUAAAUUGACACAGAUUGCAACUGUUUCUCGUUAAUUUUGUUUUCUAUAGAAAAUAUUUUUCAAUUUACCUUGCACAGCUCUGCUCUGACUACUUUUCGGUUGUUAAGUGUACACUGCUUGUUUGUUUCUCAAGUAUUUCUAGACGUUUAAGAGCGAUGAUGUAUGGCAGUGUGAGCUGUAAUUUAUUCUUUUAUUAAUACAUAGUCGAACUUAAUAAUUGUUUAAUAUUCAUCGACACAACUGAAAUUCGUUAUUAA